Molecule: messenger RNA, 3094 nt
Organism: Sitophilus oryzae (rice weevil)
Lineage: Eukaryota; Metazoa; Arthropoda; Insecta; Coleoptera; Curculionidae
Product: gastrula zinc finger protein xLCGF3.1-like
Exons: 1
Coding region: 99-983 (294 amino acids)
Source: RefSeq, a predicted model, not a curated record
UUCGGACAGUAAACAAAAAAGCUAACCUACGAAUUUCGAUUUAAAAUAGUUUUAAAAGAUUUUAUUAUUGUGAUAUUCUAACGUAUUAGUUUUAAAAAAUGAAUGAGAGUCUAGAUAUUUCCUUCGUGGAUAUUAACAAAUUUAUAAAAACCGACAUCUUGGAAUCGCCCGAAGGCUGUGAAUUUAAUCAAAGUGCUACAAAUCCGAACCAAACAACCGCAGUACAGGAUGUAGAAACAUCUGUAAGUACCGGCGAACGGUACGAAGUUAAAUGUGAAGUGUGCCGAGUCUCUUUUAGCUCGAAAAGACUAUUUCACAAACAUUCAGAGACACACUUGACCGAGAAAGGGAUUAGCGAAGCUAAUUCAGAAGCAGAGAUUGAAUUAGAUGUGCAAAAAUACGAGUGCACCCAAUGCGGUAAAUGUUAUAAGCACAAAACAAAUUUAAUUGCGCACACAAAGAUUCACCAAGGAUACACGUAUCGCUGUGAUAUAUGCGGUCAGACUUUCAAUUAUAAACAGCAAUUGAAGAUUCAUCAACUCAAACACAACGAUACCAGACAGUUUGUUUGCAACACUUGCGGUAAAGGAUUCAAAUUAAAACAACAGUUACAAAGGCACCAACUUACACAUCAAGAUUAUCGACCCUUUCCUUGCGAUCAGUGUGAAAAAUCCUUCAAACUCAAGCAACAAUUACAAAAUCACCAGGUUAUACAUUUGAAUAUAAAGCCUUUUGAGUGUAGUCAAUGCUUCAAAAGAUUUCGUUUGAGACCACAGCUAGAUAUCCAUUAUAGGGUGCAUGAUAAAUUGAAACCUUACGAAUGUGAAGUGUGUGGCAAGUUUUUCUCGUUGAAGCAAAACUUAAAUGUACAUUUAUUCAAUCAUACCGAUGACAAACCGUUCAAAUGUGAGCAUUGUUUCAAAGGGUUUGCUACUAAACAAAAUUUAACAGUUCACCAAAAAACUCACAAGAAAGGAAAAUGAAUUUUAGGAUAGUUGUGAUCAAGUUAUAAAACAAUACAGUUUCUCAUUGAAGGGAGAUAUUGUGGUUCUUCUGGUCAUCAUUUUUCAGUAAAUCAGAUGAACUAAUGUACAAAAAUCUGUUCAAAAAAAAUUGUGUGCACUAUGUGCGCAUAUUUGAGUGAAAAUUCUUACUAACAGCUAUUAAACUGAAGAAUUUAAAGGACAUUUUGAAAGUGUAGUUUGAAAUGUCGAAAAAGUAAUAAAUUAAAAACUUGCAUAAUAUGCAAUUUGUAUUAAAUUAUCAAUAUUUUUGAUUAACACGUGGGGUCUGGUCCACUUUAGGUACGUAAAAAUUUAACAAAUUUUCUAUACAGAAUUGAGAAGAGGAACACUUAUAAUGACAUUUUCUAACAAAAAAAGUGCGGAUCGUCCAUAAAUAACACCAAAAACAAACCCCCCAAAAAGAAUGUUGUAACCAAUGCAAUAAAAACUCAGUUACGGCGGACGUUUUUACCAUUGUGAUCCUCUUCUCAACCUUUAACACAGAUCAGAAUAUAAUAUCUAUUCUUAUCAGCUUAAUAUCGCUACCGCUAUUUUUCAAAAUUAAUAUGAAAGUAUAAAUAAAACAAAAUUCCGAUUUUCAAUAUUUCAUUAUUACCGCCAGCGAUAUACGCAGACGCGAGCAAAAGACAAAUAAACCUAAAUCUGCGUCUUCCUUGUCACUCUUAUUAAACUUAAUAAGGAAAGCUAAAUUCUAACCUCAAAAAAUAAAUAAUUUUAUUGCAGAAAUCUCAAACAUUUAGCCGAGUAUCCGUACGAUCCGUACUUAAAACGUUAAAACAUUAAUUGUAGAAUAUAUUAAUAUCAAAUUUAUAUCAAUAACUUCAAGAUUGACGACGUACCUAAAGUGGACCAUUACCAACUAAGGUCCUAAGGACCAUCACCAACUCUAAGCCGUAGGCUGUAUCUCACUAGCUUCUGUGUCAAGGCCUUGAAUUUUUAUUCCCGGCGUGCGUAAAGAAAUUCAAUUUAAUAGCUGUUAGUAAGAAGUUUCACUACAUAAUUUUUCUACACGUAUCUCUAGGCUGAAAAUAAUUUAAAAUAUGGCUUUCCAAAAUUAGUUUGUUGUGUCAAAGUGUCAAAUGCAUCAUAAAUACCUACUAUAUCUUCGUACUGGCAACAUUGUAAAAUCAUGACGUCAGUCGUUUGUAAGUGGCACUAAAAAGAUUUCAGAAAUGUUUCCUAAAUUAAGUCUUUACUGACUGAUAUACAUAUUUCUAGUCAAAAAAUAUAUUAAAAAUCUAGUUUUCGUAAAUUAAUUUUGCUGUAAUAACAAUGUGCGCGUUCAGGGAACACAGCGGCUGAUUGACCGUUGAGAAUUCAGCGGCGUUGAGAGCUCAGCGGCUGACCGAUUUUGUGUGUCAAAAUAGACCGUUUAGCGAACUCGCUUACUCAGUUUCUCAGCCGCUGACCGUCCCUGAACGCGCACAAUAUCUUAGAAAGUAAAGUAAAAAUCCUCAUACUGGCAACGCUGUUCAGAUUUGUCAGUGGCACUAAAAAGUUUUCAGUCGUUUUUAAAAUAGGGGCUUUAAAAAAGGAUUUAUUACCUUAGAUUAAAAAUAUAAAAGUUAUUAUAGUCUGUCGAAGGAGAGGACACAUGACAGUGACAGUCGUGUCUGUCAUUUUCCUUCACAGGUAAAUUGUAUUUUCUGUCAUUUUUUGGAUGUAGUCUGUCGAAAUCUUCCCGGACUCGUUGGCCAGACUUUAGUAUGUACUGAAAGUAGAGAUUGAAAGACAGAGAAGAGAUUUCUGUUAUCUGUCUGUCAUACUUUAAAAUAAAUAAGUAUUUAUUGGUGUAUAAAUAAAUGCUCUGUAGAAUUCUACAAACAAUGUGGUUUAUAAAUUUGUAAUAGGACUUUUAAUGGACUCAUUGCUUGUAAAAAUUUUAUUUUUUAUUUUAUACCGCGAGUUUCAAAUCCGACUCGUAAUAAUACGAGAGUUAAAUUUGAAACCACCGGUAUAGAAAAAUUAAAUUUGCCUAUAAAAAAGUGUCAAAUAAUUUUUAAAAAAUAAUAGCCUGUUUCAUGUUGUAUUUUUUUCCAAAAUUUGUAUAUUUUAUUAAUUGUUUUUUU